AUGUUAAGUCGCCUAAUGAGCGGAAGCAACCGCAGUCUGGAUCUCCCGUGUGUGUGCACCGUGAGGCUGCUGGACGACUCGGAGUAUACGUGUAACGUGCAGAGAGAUGCAAAGGGCCAGCAGCUGUUUGACCUCCUCUGCCACCACUUGAAUCUGCUGGAGAAAGAUUACUUUGGAAUCCGAUAUGUAGAUCCCGACAAGCAGAGGCAUUGGCUGGAGUUUACUAAAGGGAUUGCCAAACAAAUGAGAGCUCGCUCUCCCUUAAUCCUCUGCUUUCGGGUGAAGUUCUAUCCUCCAGAUCCAGCAGCUCUGAAGGAAGAAAUUACCAGGUAUCUGGUCUUCUUACAAGUAAAGAGGGAUUUAUACCAUGGCCGACUGCUUUGUAAGACCUCUGACGCUGCUUUGCUGGCAGCCUACAUAUUACAGGCUGAAAUUGGGGAUUAUGACCCUGGGAAACAUCCAGAGGGUUAUAGUUCCAAGUUCCAGUUCCUCCCUAAACACUCAGAAAAGCUGGAAAGACGGAUUGCUGAGAUUCACCGGAAUGAGCUCAGUGGCCUGUCGCCUGCACAAGCAGAGCUAAGUUUUCUGAGGAAAGCUCAGACUCUGGAGACGUACGGAGUGGAUCCUCAUCCGUGUAAGGAUGUCUCUGGGAACUCUGCAUUUUUGGCAUUUACUCCUUUCGGCUUUAUCGUGUUGCAGGGAAAUAAGAGGGUUCACUUUAUAAAAUGGAGUGAUGCCACAAAAAUGAAAUUUGAAGGAAAAACUUUUCAUUUAUAUGUGAGAGAGAAGGAGGAAAAGCGCUUGGUGUUGACGUUCUUGGCACCCACUCCAGAGGCCUGCAAACACCUGUGGAAAUGUGGAGUGGAGAACCAAUCUUUCUACAAACUUGAAAACUCCAACCAGGUCCGCACGGUUUCUAGCAGUAACUUGUUCUUUAAGGGGAGCCGCUUUCGAUACAGUGGUCGAGUUGCUAAAGAAGUAAUGGAAUCAAGUGCCAAAAUCAAGAGGGAGCCUCCUGAAAUUCACAGAUCGGGGAUGGUGCCCAGUCGUAGUUGUCCCUCAAUUAGCCAUGGACUGAGGUUAAGCAGUGUUCCUCGGACACGAAGGCGCGCUGUUCACAUAUCCAUCAUGGAGGGUCUGGAGUCUCUACGAGACAGCACCCACUCUACUCCCAUGUGUUCCUCUGACAGCCUUGAUGCUUUAUCUCCGUGCACCUCCCGGGAGACCGUGAUCAGUGAUGAGGCUUACACUCCUUGUUCCAGCAUCCUCCCCACUCCUGUGUGUGAAUCUAACCUUGAUUUAUUCAUUGGGCAGCAGGUGAAUGGGACAACCUGUACAACCCAAGAUGAGGAGAGUGACAUGGAUGUUCCCAGCAUUCCUGACCUGGAAAUACCUCCACCAGCUUUGCCUGGGCCAGAGAGAGCAUGUCAGAGGGAACCUGAACCUGAGCAGGCAAAUAAGUUUCUACAAAGUGUUCUGCGGUUGCUUGCAGUCACUCUGUGCCUGCUCUUUGCAUUACUGUUGUUGCUGGUUAUAUUGGCAGAGUCUGACCUGGAGUUGGCAUUUUUGAGGGACAUCAGGUUGACCCCUGAAUUCCAGCAGUUUCAUUAUCAAUACUUCUGCCCUCUGCGCCGAUGGGUAUCAUGCAAACUACAUCCUCUCAUUCGCCUCAUUGACUCUUGAUGUGCAGUGACCCUCCUUGACUGUGAGGAGUGAUGUCUUCCAGUGUCCUCCCUUUCUCACCCCGUUUUGUGUCACAAACCCUUCAUUGCACAAAGGUUGUGCAGUAAACCUUUGGUUAGGGUUGUCCAGUGUGAAUGGGUGGAUGAAAAUAAGAGAGGUGGAGGGUACCCCAAAACAUUGCAUGGGGGUUCUGUAGCCACUUUAAGCUCUGUAAUGUCACACCCAUGUAUCCUAUACAUGGGUCUAGCAGAAUCAUGUUUCUUCAAUUCCGGAAAGCAAGCUAGGAUUUCUUUUCCACACUCAAGCCCCCUGACUCUACACACAGGCCAAGAAUGGAUGCUUUAUGGCAGGUAUACUACCCUUACUUAUUGUUUAAUUCCAAUUUCCAACAUGACCUAAGCCGCUUCUCUAUAGAUACAAUGGUCUAUGGUCUGCAAUAAGAACAUUUACUAAGCAAGGUAUGGCCAAAUUCUGGCUUAAAUUACACUAUAGUGGCGUAUAUGCAGUGCACUAAACUUAUGUCUUUUAGACACAUUUUAUGCCUCACUAAUCGGUUUAGGAAAGAAGCUAAGAGGAGUUGUAAAAAUGUGCCAGAUUUAUUAAUGGCGUGCUCGAUUAUUUUGGCACAAAAUGUUAAUGUAUGUCAGCUGACAGGUGGCCUAAGGGCUGUUGCACACGAGCAAGUCCAUUGCCAGAAUCAUACUUCGUGUGUGUGUGAGAUCCUCAGUUCUGGACUUGCAGGGGUGCAUGGCAUUAUAAUGAUUAUUAAUGCUGUGUGCCCCUGCAUUACCUUACUUCUACAGGAUCAUAGCUUUAUUUCACUAUGAUCCUGUAGAGGUAAGGUCAAGCAGAGGAACACAGCAUUAAAAAU
Molecule: messenger RNA, 2554 nt
Organism: Bufo bufo (common toad)
Lineage: Eukaryota; Metazoa; Chordata; Amphibia; Anura; Bufonidae
Gene: FRMD5
Product: FERM domain containing 5
Exons: 14
Coding region: 1-1683 (560 amino acids)
Cellular component (GO): cytoskeleton
Molecular function (GO): cytoskeletal protein binding
Source: RefSeq, a predicted model, not a curated record